Messenger RNA from Macadamia integrifolia, 576 nucleotides. Its product is annotated as SKP1-like protein 1A. Gene Ontology annotation, biological process: SCF-dependent proteasomal ubiquitin-dependent protein catabolic process. The record is from RefSeq and is a predicted model, not a curated record. Gene Ontology annotation, molecular function: cullin family protein binding. The transcript has 2 exons. The coding region runs from base 73 to 576 and encodes 167 amino acids. Gene Ontology annotation, cellular component: cytoplasm; nucleus. Lineage: Eukaryota; Viridiplantae; Streptophyta; Magnoliopsida; Proteales; Proteaceae.
GUUCUGAAAUAGUUGCUGCAACACCUUCCCUCUUCAGAAAGUCAUUUGAAGCAGUUCUACAAUCAACCAACCAUGUCAAUGAUCAGUGGGGAUAAAUCAUCUACAGAGAUACUAAGUUUGAAAAGCUCGGAUAAUGAAAUCUUUGAAGUGAAGAAAGAAGUGGUGCUUGAGUCAAUCACCUUAAAGGCUAUGGUAGAAGAGGAUGAGUUUUCAGAUGCUCUUAUCCCUCUUCCUAAUGUGGAAGGAAAGAUACUAUCAAAAAUAAUCCAUUACUGCCAAAAGCAUAUCGAAGCUCGAGCUAAAGUUAAUGGGAGUGAAGGGGCUGCUGAUAGUAAAGAGAUUAAGGAUUUCGAUUCUGAAUUUAUUAAUGUUGAUGAUAAAACCCUAGUCGGUAUCAUCUUAGCAGCUAACUACUUGAACAUUAAAGAUCUGUUGGAUUUAGGCUGUCAAAAAGUAGCUGAUAACAUCAAAGAGAAGUCUGUAGAAGAAGUUCGUAAAACCUUCAACAUCAAGAAUGACUUCACACCUGAGGAGGAGAAAGCAGUUCGUGAAGAGAACUUGUGGGCUUUUGAUUAG